Phycomyces blakesleeanus NRRL 1555(-) is the source of this 526-nucleotide messenger RNA. RefSeq lists its product as hypothetical. The coding region runs from base 38 to 442 and encodes 134 amino acids. NCBI's taxonomy places the organism in Eukaryota, Fungi, Mucoromycota, Mucoromycetes, Mucorales, Phycomycetaceae. The transcript is spliced from 2 exons. The record is from RefSeq and is a predicted model, not a curated record.
CAACUUCAAAGGUCUUCCCCUCUUCUCUAUUACUCUAAUGUGUGAUCUCAACUGGUGUCCCUCUUGCGAUAAAGCAAUUUCUCCAGACUCGAAAUCUCUGUACUGUUCAAUGACAUGCUUACAACAAGACGCACUUAACAAGAACCCAUUGCUGGGCUAUGAUUUUUCUGAUUUCCGUGAUUUUCUUCCUCCCUUGAAGAAUUGCCAUUAUAAUAACACAUAUGUACCUGAAUCAGAGCUUGGAUCAGACACUGGGGAAGAAGAUGAAGACGAGGAAGAAGAAGAAGAGGAUAGAGAUACAUUGCAAACUCCGGAUAUUUCACCGUCUCAUAUAGUAGAAUUCUCAAGUGCGCCAAACUACAGUAAUUCAUUCACAUCUUAUAAAAAAUUGCUGGACGAAGAAAAUAAAAACAGUCUGUGCCGGAUAUGGGGCAACCAUUAAUCAAAACCCGUUUAAGACUUAUGUGUGUAUAUAAAUAUAAAAGACAUUAAAAAUUAUUAAAGAGAUAUAUAUUUAACAGACUUU